Molecule: messenger RNA, 1161 nt
Organism: Scedosporium apiospermum
Lineage: Eukaryota; Fungi; Ascomycota; Sordariomycetes; Microascales; Microascaceae
Exons: 2
Coding region: 1-1161 (386 amino acids)
Source: RefSeq, a predicted model, not a curated record
AUGAGUUACUACUCCGAUGAUGACUCAGACAUCGACAUUCGCAUCGAGCGUCGUCGAUCCCCGCCAGUACACUAUGUCGACAUGCCUACAUAUCCGCAGCGGCGACCCCGCCAUUAUUACCCCGCAGAUCACUCCCCGGCACCUGUGUAUCUCGAGCCAGAACGAACGACUAUUAUUGCCACCAGGUCUGCUUCUCGGGACCGCUCCCGAGAACGAAUGUCAUCGCCGCCAAGCUCGCACGCAGUCCCUGUUGUCAUAAACAAUCGCAUUUACAACGAAUACUCAUCCGACGAUGACGACAGCAAUCACCGGCUCCAACUUGUGCGCCCGCGACGACGGUCGCGUUCCAGGUCACGUUCGCAAUCGGGCCUCAUGACACGGGAGGAGUUCGAGAUGGAAAGAGCCAGGCGUGAACUUCAUGAAUUGAAACUGGCGCAAGAACUCGAAGACCGAGAGAAACGUACGGCCAAGGAGCUCCAGGAGGAGGCGGACCUCAAGCGUGCAAAGGAGGAGCUUGAUGCGAUCAAGCGUCGCCAGGCCCAGGCGGAAGAGGAAGCGCGAAUCAAAAAGGAGUUGGAGCUCAAGCGUCUCAAAGAAGAAGAACGUGAAGCCGAAGAGCAGAAACAUCGAGAGAAGGCAGCCGAAGAAGCAGUAGAGCGGUAUAAGAAGCAGGAGCUUGAGCGCAUCCAUCGGGAAAAGGAGGAGCAUGCUCUGAGAGAGAGAGAAUACCAACAUCGGUUGCAGGAACAGCUCAUCCAGUCCGGCCUCGACGAGCAACAGAUUACCGCGAUUUUGAGAAAGGAGAGGGUACCCGAACCAAAGCCAGAGCAGCCAAACCCCAAAUAUACACGGAUGGCUCGAAAACAUUUGUCUCUGGAAACCCUGAGGACUUUUGACGUUGACUACCUUAUCGACGAAGAGGAUUCGAAUUAUGUGAUCAUCAAGCGCUGGGUGCCGGAAUGGGAGCAGGAUGCCUUUUGGAAGCAUACUAAACUCGUACGGGAGAAGAGAUCCAAAUUGAUCCUUUCGGUUGACGAUAAGAAACACCAUCAUCACCGUCACCGCAGCUCGGAUUUUGAAUGGGUGCGGAAGAAGAGUGAUAGGAGACGAAGCAAGUCCCCAGCAUUGUUGAUGUAUCUCGCAGGUGCAAGGCCCGCCUAG